CUUCAGCAUGUCCCGUGUCACGGACCCGUUACCAAAAACGCGACAAGAAAGGAUGAAAGAAAUAAAUUUGCGGAACAAAGAGAAGGAGCGUAUGAAGGAGAGGGAGAAGGAGGCCCGCGAGAGGGAGGCACGCUAUAGCAACGGCCACCUUUUCACCUCCCUCACGGUGUCUGCUACCACCCUCUGCUCCGCCUGCAACAAGAGCAUCACUGCCAAGGAGGCACUCAGCUGUCCCACCUGCAACGUCACAAUUCACAACCGAUGCCGCGACACUCUGCUCAACUGUGCCAAAAUGAAGCAAAAGCAGCAGAAGCUAGCCUUGGUGAGAAACAGCUCGGCUUUGCAGAAUGUGGCCCUUCGCAGUAAGACUCCCAUGAUGAAGGAAAGGCCAAGCUCAGCCAUCUACCCCUCAGAUAGCAUUCGUCAGUCUUUCCUGGGCUCCCGCCGUGGGCGGUCCACCCUCUCGCUCUCUAAGAGUGUCUCCACCAAUAACAUCGCUGGGAAUCUGAAUGACGACUCACCGCUGGGCCUGCGUAGGAUCCUCUCUCAGUCCACAGACUCUCUCAACUUCAGGAACAGAGCGAUGUCCAUGGAGUCUCUCAAUGAUGAAGGAGAGGUGUACUACGCGUCCGUGCUGGACGAGCUGGAGAGAGAGGGCCGGGACUUUGAGGCUGAUUCCUGGAGUUUGGUGGUAGAGCCCUCGUACCUGCAGACGCACCGUAAAGACGUCAUCAAGAGACAGGAUGUUAUAUACGAGCUGAUCCAGACUGAACUGCACCACGUGCGGACACUGCGGAUAAUGGAGGGCGUAUGGCGGAGGGGUAUGCUGGAGGAGGUCCUGCUGGAGCCGGGCGUGGCUCACGCUGUGUUUCCCUGUCUGGACAAGCUGCUCACCAUACACACACGCUUUCUCAACCAGCUGUUAAUGAGGAGGAACCACAGUCUGGCGUCCAACAGCACCACCAACUUCACCAUCCAACAACUGGGAGACAUUCUGGUGGAACAGUUCUCAGGUCAGCACGGCGAUGACAUGAGAAAGGCUUAUGCUGAGUUCUGUAGCCGACACCUGAAGGCGGUCAAACUGUAUAAGGAGCUGCUGACACGGGACAAGAGGUUCCACAACUUCAUACGGCGAGUAAGCAGAGGUUCACUACUCCGUCGCCAUGGCAUCCAAGAAUGCAUUCUACUGGUCACACAACGCAUCACCAAAUAUCCGGUCCUCAUCCAACGCAUUCUGGAUAACACAAAAGGCUGUGAGGAGGAAGCUGAGACAUUGGAUCAGGCGCUGGCUCUGAUUCGGGAACUGUUGAGUUCAAUAGACCAGCAGGUUCAGGAGCUGGAGCACACGCAGAGGCUGCAAGAGAUCCGCUCUCGGAUGGACCAGCGUGCGGAGACGGAGGUGCAGGGAGGAGACGUGUUCCGCGGAGGAGAGCUGCUCCGGAGGAGACUGGUCCACGAAGGCACCUUACUCUGGAAGAUUAAUCAGGUUUCCAGGUUCAAAGACGUUCAUGUUCUGCUCAUGACGGACAUCCUGGUUUUCCUGCAGGAAAAAGACCAGAAAUACUUUUUCGCCAGUUUGGACAAGCCAGCGGUGCUAUCUCUACAGAACCUCAUUGUCAGGGACAUAGCCAAUCAGGAGCGAGGUAUGUUCCUCAUCAGUCACUCCACCCCUCCGGAGAUGUACGAGCUCCACGCUGCCUCUAAAGACGACAGGAACAACUGGAUGAAACUCAUCCAGCAGACAGUGUCCAGCUGUCCCUCCAGAGAGGAUUUCCCUCUGAUAGAAACUGAAGACAAGGCUCAACUGCGCAGGCUUAGAGCUGAGAUUCAGCAGAAGGAUCGAGAGGUGCUGGAGUUGCUGCAGGAGCGGGUGACCCUGUUUUCUGACCUUGCCGAGGUCACAGGGGGUCAGGAGUUUACUCUUCCCCCCAACUGUAGAAACAUGUUUCGGGCGGACACCCCCCAUGCUCCUCAGGCAGAGAGGAUGCUCACAGACGCCAUUGCCGAGGUUGACAGGCUGAUUGAAUUAUUGAUGGGCUCCAACAUUGAGCUGCCUCCUGUCUGUAAUUCCAAUGGUGUUCAGAACCACACCGGGCCACCAGUGACCAACGGAGAUGCCAUUUCAGUUAAUGGAACUCAUGAUAGUCCAUCGGCCAAGGACAAGAAUGGUAAUCAGCUACAGAACAGGGUUAUAAAUGAGGAGGUGCAUCAACGACUGGUAAACCUCAGCACUCAGCUCCAUGCUCUCCAGGCUGCAGUUAUCAGACAGGACUCCAUUCUAGAGCAGCGUCUACAAGAAGACUCUGGCCCCUCUUCCACGCCCAGCCCAUCCACUCCUCUGGGUCCCUCCCAGGGCAAGCUGUGUCGCUCCAUGUCCCGGGACACUGGGCUGGAUGCGAACAGCUUGGUGCUGGCCGGGGAUAUGAGCCAGCUCCAGCGGCAGUGCAGCCUGCUGCAGGAGGAGGUGAACCGACUAAAAGCGUUUGAGACCAGGUUUGAUGAAAGCGAGAGAGCCCGCCUCCAGCUCGAGCAAAAACUCCAAGACCUGCAGGGUCCCGACGACAAAGACUCACACGACACAGAGUCAGUGCAGGUUCCACAAAGAAGAGGAAGUGGGGACCACAACGUGCUUGCUCCCUUGGCCUGUCAGGAAGCUGUGGACCAGUUAGAUGGUGUGCAGGAAGGCAGCGAGGAAGAGGAGGAAGAAGACUCAGAGGAAGAAGAGGUUCGGAUUUCCCCACGCUCUGACAGUCCACGAGAUCUUCAGGAUAUUCCAGAGGAAAGCGAGGCGCAGGACGGCGAAGCAGUCUGUGACACUUCCCAUAGUUAACAUGAGGAAACUCCCGGAGCGUUUCCAACCUGCCAACAAAUUCCAAAGAACUGCUACAAAGCCACCAUUCUUACCUAUAUUUUACUACCCCCUCAAAAAACGUUCUUUGUAACUUAGUUGGAAGAUGUAUGAUAGUUUGUGCAUGUCAUUUUAUUUUGUGUUGGACCGGACUUUUUUGUCGUAUGGACUCAUUUCCUUUUUCUUGUUUGAAACAAGAAAGGAAUACUGAAAAAGGGGACUUUUAGGUUGAAGAAGUGUUGGAUACAAAUGCCUUUCGUCAUUCCAAUGUUAAACGACAACUCACUGAAGAAGCUGCAGUCAUACUUUAUCACCGAGCACAAACCAUCUCACCCACCUAAAACUACUGUCUGGUAUUGUGGGUUACUUGACGAAGUUGAAGACUCCAACUGAAAAUGAAUCUUUACAGAGAGAAGGACUUUGAAAGCUCUAUAAGUAAAGUUUAGAGAUUAAAGCUAUGCACUGCAGAAAGACAUUGGAACGCAG
This is a messenger RNA of Chanos chanos (milkfish), 3334 nucleotides long. RefSeq names its product rho/rac guanine nucleotide exchange factor (GEF) 2b (gene arhgef2b). The record is from RefSeq and is a predicted model, not a curated record. NCBI's taxonomy places the organism in Eukaryota, Metazoa, Chordata, Actinopteri, Gonorynchiformes, Chanidae. The transcript is spliced from 22 exons. Gene Ontology annotation, cellular component: ruffle membrane; cytoskeleton. Gene Ontology annotation, biological process: cell morphogenesis; positive regulation of neuron differentiation; regulation of Rho protein signal transduction. The coding region runs from base 8 to 2830 and encodes 940 amino acids. Gene Ontology annotation, molecular function: guanyl-nucleotide exchange factor activity; microtubule binding.